AUGGCUGACAACGGCUCGUCAGAUCGCGACGGCAAGCGCAAAUGGGACAAUGGCGGAGACCGCAGGCGAGGCCGCGGAGGUGGCAGCAUGCAGCACGGCAGCCGUCCGAAUAAGAAGAGAAAUAUGGGCCGUAAGGAGCACGCCAAUGAGCAAUUAGAUAGGCGAGGUCGCAACGCAGAACAGCAGGCCCGCAACAAGGAAGCGCAAGAGAAGGGCGAGAAUGACAAACCAGCCCUGCCCUCAGCAUUCCCCGCCGAAGAAGUUGCAGCCGAGGAGCGCAGGCCGAAGCGCAAGGUCGCUGUCAUGGUUGGCUACUCUGGCACUGGCUACAAGGGCAUGCAGAUCGACAAUAAGCAAAAGACAAUCGAGGGCGAUCUCUUCAAAGCAUUCGUCGCUGCCGGCGCAAUAUCGAAAGCGAACGCCGACGACCCCAAGAAAUCGGCACUAGUACGCUGCGCACGUACCGACAAGGGCGUUCAUGCCGCCGGCAACAUCAUAUCAUUGAAGUUGAUCAUCGAGGACGAGGAUAUUGUGGACAAGAUCAACGCCAAUCUGUCCGAACAGAUUCGAGUAUGGGGCAUUCAGCGGACAGUAGGUUCUUUCAGCUGCUACCAGGCGUGUGAUUCACGAUGGUACGAGUACCUGAUCCCAACACACUCGUUCCUCCCACCGCAUCCAUCGAGCUACCUGGGCAAGAAGCUAGUGGAGGAGGCAGAGAAGGCGGGCGACCUUGAGGAGUAUAAGAAGAGGCAGGCUGAGGUGGCAGACUUUUGGUCGGAAGUUGAGGAGAAGUCUAUCAAGCCCAUCCUUGAGACACUGGACGACUCGAUAAGGCCGCUGGUAGAGGAGGCCCUGUAUAUCGCCGACUCCACAGACGCGCCCGAGGACCAAGAUCCUAUCAUCGAAGCUUCCAUCGAUGAGGCACUAGCAGAUGCCACAGCCGCCAAAGAGGCCGAAGAAGCAAAGGCCACAAGCGAAGAGGCAGCCGCCGAAACCGCGAUACCAGACGCAGGUGAAGCCAUGCAAGUCGACGAAGCCAAGGAAGCCGUAGAGAAAGUCGAAGCUCAGCACCCCACAACCACAUUCGACGACCAGACCGACGGUUCCAUCCCGCUCCCCUCGGGCAUCGUAAACAAGCCCGCGCUCGAAGAAGUCGUAAGAGCACUCAAGAGAGCCAUCAUGGACGCCAAACGCAGCUACCGCAUCUCCCCCGAACGCCAGGAACGUGUGCAAGCAGCGCUGAACAACUACCUCGGAACGCGUCGCUACCACAACUACACGGUGCAGAAGAAAUUCACCGACUCCUCCGCAAAGCGAUACAUCAAGUCCUUCAAGGUCGCGCCCAAACCAAUCAUCAUCAACGACACGGAAUGGCUGAGUCUGAAAGUUCACGGCCAGAGCUUCAUGAUGCACCAGAUCCGCAAAAUGGUCGGUAUGGCCGCGCUCACAGUGCGCUGCGGCUCGGAUCCGAAGAUCAUGUUGGAGAGCUUUGAGAACAAUGUUGUCCGCAUUCCCAAGGCUCCAGGGCUGGGAUUGCUGCUUGAAAGGCCCGUGUUUGAUAGCUAUAACGACAAAAUGGCCAAGGCGCACGGGCGGGAGAAAAUCGACUUCGCCAAGUACGACGAUAAGAUCCAGGAGUUCAAGGAGAGGGAGAUUUACCAGCGCAUUUUCAGGGAAGAGGCGCAGGGGAACCAAUUCAACACUUUCUUCACACACCUGGACAACUACAAGGAUACCACGUUCCUGUACUUGACGUCUGGCGGCAUUGAAGCGACUAAGCAGGGUCGCAAGAACAAGUCGACGCAGCCCAAGUGGGAGCAGGACUCGGAUAACGAGGGAUACGCAAGUGACAACUAG
Messenger RNA from Macroventuria anomochaeta, 1857 nucleotides. RefSeq names its product pseudouridine synthase. The transcript is spliced from 3 exons. Gene Ontology annotation, cellular component: nucleus. Bases 1 to 1857 code for a protein of 618 amino acids. The record is from RefSeq and is a predicted model, not a curated record. Gene Ontology annotation, molecular function: RNA binding; pseudouridine synthase activity. Gene Ontology annotation, biological process: tRNA pseudouridine synthesis; mRNA pseudouridine synthesis. Lineage: Eukaryota; Fungi; Ascomycota; Dothideomycetes; Pleosporales; Didymellaceae.